Molecule: messenger RNA, 1839 nt
Organism: Penicillium cataractarum
Lineage: Eukaryota; Fungi; Ascomycota; Eurotiomycetes; Eurotiales; Aspergillaceae
Product: DUF3176 domain-containing protein
Exons: 1
Coding region: 1-1839 (612 amino acids)
Source: RefSeq, a predicted model, not a curated record
AUGGCACCUCAUUCGGUCAGCGACUGUUCGCAGAAUGGAGACCUGGCAAUAACCAGAAGCUCAUCAAUCUCGUCCAUUCAUCACCUCCCAGAAGACCGCGAGGAGACCACCGACGCGCGAAAAUCUUUCAACUAUACAUCCGAACCAUUAUUUAACGGUAAUACAACCUCACCGACUGCGAAGGAGUUGCACCAAAAAGAAUCGUUCGACUGGAAUGGAUCAUGGAUAUGGGAAAUCGGUGGAUCUGCCUUGGGAAUCAUCUCACUUGCGCUUCUUGUUGCAUUUCUUGCCAAGAUAGAUGGAACUGCCUACGAUCGCUGGCAAUACUCGAUUUCUCCCAACGCGGUCGUUUCCGUUAUCACCACCAUUGGCAAGGCGGCGAUCUUGGUUCCUGUUUCGGCGUGUCUAAGUCAACUGAAAUGGAAUCGAUAUCGUAGGGCCAAUCGUCUAUCCGACUUACAGGCUCUCGACGAAGCCAGCCGUGGGGCAUGGGGAUCAAUCGUUUUAUUUUGGUCGAUGAGGCCUAACUUGGCCACUGUGGGAGCAGUGUUGACUGUUCUCGCAGUCGCAAUCGACUCGUUCUCCCAGCAGAUCAUCGCCAUCCACUCGCGUAACGCUUUAGCUUUAAACGGGACGGCAUAUGUGCAAAUGGCCCGCGGGUACGAAUUAGACCCGGACGAACAAAAAUCCCCAACCAUGCAGAUUGCAGUGCUGAGUGGGCUGUUUCAAACCAAUGCGGCCUUGGACCCACACUGCGAUUCGGACUAUCACUGCGAGUAUCCCGAGUUCGUGACACUGGGCAUCUGCAGCAAGUGUGAGGAUGUCACUCGCGAAACCAAUCAAACCUGCAAGACAUCGCCAGAGACAGCUUCUCUUAACUACCUGGGCUCUGGCUGGGACAACAUGCGCACUAAUUGUACCUACGAAUCACCCAGUGGGUUCGUAGUUAAUCUUGCGGAUGUCAGUUUAUCAAUGAAUGAAGGGCGGACUCUGACUUAUCUGCAAGCGAAGUCGUCAAUUGUACCCAAUACGACCAUUACGAGCGUUGUUGGAAUUGAAAGCCCUCUUAUUUCAAUUCUGAGCUUGAUCGACAGAAGCAAAACCUACUACUCCCAUCAAAAUCAUACCGAUGCACCAAACAAACCCGAUAUCACAGAAUGCGCUGUAUAUUGGUGCGAGCAAGAAUUCCCAACUGCAAACACACGUUACGCAUACCAGCCUAGCAAGACUGAGCCUUUGAUUCCCGUCGACCCUGUGGUGACGCAGGGGUCGGUUAUUCGACACGACCAACCGUAUCUGGCUGCACCGUCGGGACUGCACACACUCUCUGAUAACUCAUCGUAUCCGAUCAAUUAUACAACCUACUCCACCUUGACUUCCGAUCUUUCCACCAUUCUCACAUCGGACUCGGAUUCUGCAACCGUCUUUGCAACGCAGAACCUCGCGACUCGAAACAUUACAGACAUUCUAUCUUCUCUUGCUACCAGUAUGACGGACGUCAUUCGGUCCGAUGAAGACACGAGCAUCACAGUUGCCGGCAAGGCCUAUUACUCACAAAACUUCAUUCAUGUUCGAUGGCCAUGGAUUAUUCUUCCCGUUUUGGUCGGAGUGAUGUCGACUGUGUUCCUCGCCAUUACCGCAGUUUCGAGUCGGAAAGCUGUUCUAUGGAAGACCUCCCUGCUGCCCUUGCUUAUUGGGCGGCUUGAGGUGCAACCGUGUCAUGCAUUAUCCGCAGUGGGGCGUGUAGACGAGUUGAGCCAGAAGUCUAAAAGACUACGAGUGUUUUUGGAGCAUGACCCAGGGCUGACAUUUGUUGAAGAUACGAGUUCAAAAAGAUAG